AUGGCUGAUGAUAAAAAGGGUGCUACAUUUUCGUUGAAAGUGAUGAUCAAUAAAGAGAGAACUAAGGUAUUCUUUGCAGACUCCGACAGCCACUUCGCAGACAUUUUGUUAAGCUUCUUGACUUUGCCGUUGGGAAGAAUUGUCAAAAUCCUCGACCACCACUAUGGAGACGAGCCGCCUUCCGUUGGUAGCUUAAGCAGUUUGUACCGUAGCUUAGCAAAUCUCGACGGUGCCUAUUUCUGGACUGAUGGAGCUAAGCAGACUCUGCUUGAUCCAACAAGUUCAUUCGAAGAUGAAUGUGGGAGGCUGAAACUCGACAUCACUUAUUAUCAGCCUGCUAAGUAUUUCUGUUGUAGUGAAUAUAUCUACGAAAACUAUCAUGAUAGAUUUCGCAGCGUAAGCAUUUACUAUGAUCAUGUUAAGAGGUGCAAAGUUUGCUUACUUGAUAUUCUUAACGAAGUAGUUAAGAAAGGGUCUGAAGCUACUGCAUCUAGAGAAGGAGUUUUCACCAUGAAUACAUCAUCUUUCAUAAUCUCUGAUGAUCUCCACAUAUUUCCAAGUGAGACGGGACUCUUAGAAAUCAUUAGCUUUCUUGGCAUUACAGACAUGGAUAACGCCGAGCAAAUAAAAGUGGAUUUGGGCUUCAAUGAGCUAGAUUAUGAAUUUGUUGAAGGCAUCCUUGACGUCCCCAACUCCAUUGUCGGACAUCAUCCUAAAUAA
Salvia miltiorrhiza (redroot sage) is the source of this 720-nucleotide messenger RNA. RefSeq lists its product as uncharacterized. The coding region runs from base 1 to 720 and encodes 239 amino acids. Lineage: Eukaryota; Viridiplantae; Streptophyta; Magnoliopsida; Lamiales; Lamiaceae. The record is from RefSeq and is a predicted model, not a curated record. The transcript has 2 exons.